AUGACCAAAGGGGAUACUGAUACUGAGAGGCCUAAAGAGAUUAAGCAUCCCAAGCCUUCUGAUGAGGCUGAAGCAGAGUCAGAAGAACCUCGUGCUGAGGCUGAAGCAGAGGCAAAGACAGGCAAAUUCUCCAAGAGGCCUACAGAAAAUGAGACAGAUUCAAAGGGACUUCCAGAGAGAAAGACAGUGGAUGAGGCAUUGCCUCCCGAAAAGAAGCAAGGGGAUAAAAAGAAGGACCAUGCUGAGAAAGACUCAGAGGUGCAGCCCAAGAAAAAGGCUGGGGAUGAGAAGGACUCAGCAGUUCAUGAUAAGAAAAAGCCCGGGGAUGAGAAAAAGCUCCGUACUGAGAAGGACUCAGCGGUGCAUGAUACGAAAAAGCCCGGGGAUGAGAAAAAGCUCCGUACUGAGAAGGACUCAGCGGAGCAUGAUAAGAAAAAGAAUGGGGAAGAGAAAAAGCUCCAUACUGAGAAGGACUCAGCGGAGCAUGAUAAGAAAAAGAAUGGGGAAGAGAAAAAGCUCCAUACUGAGAAGGACUCAGCGGUGCAUGAUAAGAAAAAGCCCGGGGAUGAGAAAAAGCUCCGUACUGAGAAGGACUCAGCGGAGCCUGAUAAGAAAAAGACCGGGGAUGAGAAAAAGCUCCGUACUGAGAAGGACUCAGCGGAGCCUGAUAAGAAAAAGACCGGGGAUGAGAAAAAGCUCCGUAUUGAGAAGGACUCAGCGGAGCCUGAUAAGAAAAAGACCGGGGAUAAGAAAAAGCUCCGUACUGAGAAGGACUCAGUGGAGCCUGAUAAGAAAAAGACCGGGGAUGAGAAAAAGCUCCGUACUGAGAAGGACUCAGCGGAGCAUGAUAAGAAAAAGACCGGGGAUGAGAAAAAGCUCCGUACUGAGAAGGACUCAGCGGUGCAUGAUAAGAAAAAGACCAGGGAUGAGAAAAAGCUCCGUACUGAGAAGGACUCAGCGGAGCAUGAUAAGAAAAAGCCCGGGGAUGAGAAAAAGCUCCGUACUGAGAAGGACUCAGCGGAGCAUGAUAAGAAAAAGACCGGGGAUGAGAAAAAGCUCCGUACUGAGAAGGACUCAGCGGAGCAUGAUAAGAAAAAGCCCGGGGAUGAGAAAAAGCUCCGUACUGAGAAGGACUCAGCGGUGCAUGAUAAGAAAAAGACCGGAGAUGAGAAAAAGCUCCGUACUGAGAAAGACUCAGCGGUGCAUGAUAAGAAAAAGACUGGGGAUGAGCACCAUACAGAGAGAAAGACUGCAGAUCAUAAGAAGGACCGAAAAGCAAAGAAGGUGGAGACUUCCAAAGUGAAGGGAAAGAAGAAGAUAAGCAAACGUCCAGCUAAGUCUAAGCCAACUAAAAAGGAAAGUGACACAAAGAAGGCAACACCUUCAGCUAAGACUACGGCCCCUAAGAGGUAAGUAAUGUUAAGCUUCUUGCUUCAUCUUCAUUACCCGAGCCUCAAGCUGAGACUUUCACAUUCGUAUUUGUGGAAGCUUAAUGGGUGAUUAAAGGAGGGUAGGCUGAGAGUAGGUUCCAUGUAUGUUCCACAAACAUUUGAAAUGAUUAAACUCUGCCUUAUUUUGUGCAG
Molecule: messenger RNA, 1583 nt
Organism: Xenopus laevis (African clawed frog)
Lineage: Eukaryota; Metazoa; Chordata; Amphibia; Anura; Pipidae
Product: golgin subfamily A member 6-like protein 2
Exons: 5
Coding region: 1-1413 (470 amino acids)
Source: RefSeq, a predicted model, not a curated record